AUGGAGUCGUCGACGUUGGUGUUCAUCGUCACCAUCGCGGUGGCGUUUAUAUUCAUGCGCUGGCUCAUCUCGCCCAUCCCCCAAACCAACGAGUUCAUCAACGAACGCACCACCCAGCGUGAGGCCCGGUCGCUGGCGGUGUCUGAUGGCACCACCACCGGCAGUGCCCGCCGCCGCCACCAGCGUCCACCGUCAGACCUGAUGGUGGAGGUGGUCCAAGCGAUUGCCCCGCAGUUGACCAGGGAGCAGAUCGUGUACGACUUGGAGAAGACGGGACUGGUGGAGUUGACGAUCGACAACUAUAUGCAAAACAACAGCUUGCCGUUUCCCCCCGGUUACCGGGCUCCAGCACCAGCACCAGCACCAGCACCAGCGCCGGCCACUACCUCAAAUACCAAGACUGACCCGAUCAACUUUAAGGCCGUCAACCUUGUCGAGAAGUACCACGUCGACGUUCUGAGCCCUGCUCCUGAAGAAGGUGAAGACGACGACUUGGAUACCCUCUUGUUAAAGCGCAAGCAGCGGAUGAUCCUCAACGCCCGCGAGCAAUUGCAACGCAAGCUCGCGUCCCAAUAG
Molecule: messenger RNA, 576 nt
Organism: Diutina rugosa
Lineage: Eukaryota; Fungi; Ascomycota; Pichiomycetes; Serinales; Debaryomycetaceae
Exons: 1
Coding region: 1-576 (191 amino acids)
Molecular function (GO): ubiquitin binding
Source: RefSeq, a predicted model, not a curated record